CCCACAAUGAUGCAGCCAGUGAUCGCAAUGACGGAAGCGCUCGACAUCAUCAUCGACAGCGACGCGACGUACCCGGACAUUGAAGGUGGCCAUGGCGUCGACCACAAUGGCAUUCCGCAGCGCCAGUGGCGACAACACCUCUGCGGCUGCUGGAGCGCGUGCGUGCCCAACACACUCAUGAGUGCGCUCUGCCCGUGCAUCUCGCUCGCCCAGAUCAGCGUCCGCAUGGGCUUUUCAUCCUCUUCGUACGUGGCGCAGGUGCUCAGCACGGGUCUCUUCCACGGUGUCGUCUUUCUUGGCUGCAUCGUCGGCGACGUCGGCGGCACCUUGCUCGCGAUCGUCUUUGCCUUGGGGCUCUGGCUGUACAUGUACCGGCUUCGGUCGCGGCUUCGCACCGUCUUCCAGAUUCCUGGCUCGAUGCUCGAAGACCUCUGUGUGACCCUGCUCUGCCCGAUUUGCGCCACGUCACAGAUGGCCGCCCACGUGCAGUCGUUCGACGAGGGCACGUGCUCGUUCGACGCCAAGUCAGUGCUGCCCGGCUACCACGUCUAG
Molecule: messenger RNA, 552 nt
Organism: Saprolegnia parasitica CBS 223.65
Lineage: Eukaryota; Oomycota; Saprolegniomycetes; Saprolegniales; Saprolegniaceae
Exons: 3
Coding region: 7-552 (181 amino acids)
Source: RefSeq, a predicted model, not a curated record